Messenger RNA from Zea mays, 8725 nucleotides. RefSeq lists its product as uncharacterized. Lineage: Eukaryota; Viridiplantae; Streptophyta; Magnoliopsida; Poales; Poaceae. The record is from RefSeq and is a predicted model, not a curated record. Gene Ontology annotation, molecular function: ADP-ribose diphosphatase activity; CDP-glycerol diphosphatase activity; 2',3'-cyclic-nucleotide 2'-phosphodiesterase activity. Bases 3298 to 4761 code for a protein of 487 amino acids. The transcript has 2 exons.
CCCUCGCCGCAGCUCUUAGUGCUCGCGCCGCCGCUGCUCCGCCCCGCGCCGGCGUCGCGCACACUCCCUCGGCCGCCCCGUUCCCUCCACACCCCCUCCCCGCUGCCGCCGGCAUCCUACCCUGCGGGUGCGCAGGCGCCGGUGGCCGGGGCGUGGGGGACUAGUGUUGCCGCUACCUCCCCUACGCUCGCCCGUGUGUUGGGUGCGUGGGGGGCAGGGACUCACGCUGCUGGUGGGGGCGGUACCCUCACCGCCGCAAGCGCCGUCGCUGCCCUUGCUGCUGUGGCGGACGAUGUUCCCGCAGGGGUUGAGGGUCCGGGGGACCAUCCCCCUCCGCCGGUCGUCGAUCUGCCUCCUGUCGUCUAUCCGCCGCCUCCUCCACAUCCUACACCGGUCUCCUAGCAGGGGUACACCGUCGCUGCCCUCGCCGCUGCCCGUGCGGAGCACGCGGCGCGACAGGCCCGCAUGCGGGAGGCGGCCCUCAUGUGGGAGCGCGAGCGCGAGGCCACCGAUGCUAUCGCUGCUCAGAUUGCCGCGGCGGAGCAGCUGCUCGCUUCACCUGCAGCCCACGACGGCGGGGCCACCUCCUCUGAUACCGCGGGCGUCGUGUACGGCAUCCCGCCCGCGCCGGUCGUUGGAGCCGGGCACCGCACCACCUUCACCACCACGGUGCCCUGGCACGACCCGGCCGACCCGCUCGUGGCUUAGCUCUACCUUCAGGCUGGGAGUGUCCAGAAUAUUCGCCUGAUGGUCCCCGUCGUCCUAGAGCUGGAGUCGCCGUCCUACGCUCGCUGGCGGUACCUGCUCCUUCUCACCCUUCGUCGCUACGCCCUGGACGACCACGUCCUCCGCGACCUCGCCGGCGUGGCGCCGACCGCCGCGUGGGUGCGCCUCGACAGCAUCGUGCUCGCCUGGAUCGUGGGGACGAUCUCCGUCGACCUCCACAGCCUCCUCCGGAACCUUCCUCACGCUCGGGCUGCCUGGCUGGCCAUCGAGGGCCAGUUCCUGGGCAACGCCGAGGCCCAGGCUCUCCGCCUCGACGCGACCUUCCGCACCUUCGUCCAGGGGGACCUCAGCGUCGGUGAGUACUGCCGCAAGAUGAAGACCAUGGCGGACUCACUUGGCGAUCUAGGCUGCCCCGUGGAGGACCGUGCCCUCGUCCUCAACGUCCUCCGCGGCCUCAGCGAUCGCUACACCCACCUCCGGUCGUUGAUCAUGCGCCAGCGCCCCUUCCCCACCUUCCUCCAGGUCCGCGACGACCUUGCCCUGGAGGAGAUCACUCUGGGUGCUCAGGCUGCAUCGAUCUCCGGCCCGGGAUCCUCGUCUUCCUCGACUGCGCUGGCGGCUACCACCCCGACCCGUCCACCCGGGCCGGUCGGGGGCAGCGGGGGCCGAGGUGGUAGAGGCGGGGGCGGUGGGACCCCAGCAGGGUGCGCCUUGGCCCACCUUCCACCACCCGUGGUCAGGGCGCAUCUCCAUGUGGCCGUUCCAGGGGCCAGGUUCUGAGACUCGUCCCCCGGCGGCCAUGUUCGCCGGUGCGCAUCCAGGGUUCUCCUUCGCCUCUCCGUCGCCCUGGACCUCGACACCUGCCGCUUCUUCGUGGUCCACGCCGCCGGCUGCUCCACCGUCCGGACUGGUUGGUUGGGACGCGGCCGCCUUGGCUGCCUUCCAAACUCCCACUGACUCCGCCGACGGGUCCCGAGUGGAUCGCGGACACCGGUGCUACCUACCACAUCACUCCCGACCCUGGUAUACUCACCUCAGUUCGCCCUCCUUCCUCUCUUCCUUCGUCCAUCAUGGUGGCGAAUGGCUCGUGUCUUCCGGUCACAUCUGUGGGUACCGCCGGCACUCCCAGCUCUUUUCGCAUUCCUGAUGUUCUUGUAGCUUCUUCUUUGGUCCACAAUCUUCUCUCUAUUCGUCGUUUUACCGCUGAUAAUUCUUGUUCUAUCGAGUUUGACUCUUCUGGUCUUACUGUGAAGGACUCGGCAACUCGGCGCCCCCUCCUCAGAUGUGACAGCACCGGCCCCCUCUACACCCUUCGGCUUCCGCACGCCACCUCUUCUUCGUCUUCGUCGCCUGACAAAGCUGCUGUUUUUGCUGCCACUACACCUUCUACUACCUGGCAUCGUCGCCUUGGUCACCCCGGACGCGAUGCCUUGAUACAGCUUACUCGUAGUGCCACUAUCCCAUGUACUAGAUCACAUGAUGAGCAUCUUUGUCAUGCGUGCCAGUUAGGCCGCCAUGUUCGUCUUCCUUUUUCUUCUUCUUUCUCGCAUGCUACUCAUGCAUUUGAUCUUGUACACUGCGAUUUGUGGACUUCACCUAUUACCAGUAUGUCAGGCUACAAAUACUAUCUUGUGGUGCUUGAUGAUUUUUCUCAUUAUGUGUGGACUUUUCCUUUGCGUGCCAAGUCUGAGGCUUUCCCCGCCCUCCGCCACUUCUUCGCCUGGGUGACCACUCAGUUCGGCCUCACCAUUAAGGCCGUUCAGUGUGACAAUGGUCGGGAGUUCGAUAACUCCACCUCCCGUGACUUCUUUCUCUCCCACGGGAUGCAGUUGCGGAUGUCUUGCCCGUAUACCUCCCUCCCAGAACGGCAAGGCUGAGCGCAUGAUCCGCAUGACCAACGACACCAUCCGCACUCUUCUUCUCCAGACGCACCUUCCGGCACGCUUCUGGGCCGAGGGCCUCCACACCUCUACCUACCUCCUCAACCGUCUCCCUUCCACUGCGUGCCCGGCUCCCACUCCUCACCAGGCACUCUUCGGUACCCCUCCGCGCUAUGACCACCUUCGUGUCUUCGGGUGUGCUUGCUACCCGAACACCGCUGCCACUGCUCCUCAUAAGCUAGCACCCCGUUCCACCCUCUGUGUGUUUCUCGGGUACUCCCCGGACCACAAGGGCUACCGCUGCUUUGACCUCUCCUCUCGUCGGGUCCUCAUCUCUCGCCAUGUGGUGUUUGAUGAGUCCGUGUUUCCCUACUCCACCACCACCACACCACCCUCCUUCGACCGUGACCUUGACCUCUUCACUCUCUUUCCUACUGAUGCGGUGGUCGAGCCACCUAUACUUCCUCUCUCUGCAGGUACUCGCUCGCCGCCUGUCGGUCCUACUCCCGGCCCAGUGCCUUGCCCGGGUCCGGUGGUGUCGCCUACAGUGGUGUCGCCUCUCCGCGGGGCCCCGUCUCCGACUGCCCUCGGGUCGAGCGGGCCUUCACCGCCUACGGGGCCGUCGCUACCAGCCCCUCCGGCCCGCUUCGCACAGCCGGUGCGUGUCUACUAGCGCCAGCCCCCAGUGCCCAUGUCGCCGGCCGCGGGACCGCCGCCGCCGGCCCCUCCGGCACGCUUCGCCCAGCCGGUGCGCGUCUACCAGCGCCGGCUACCGCCGUCGGGGUUCGCACCGCCGCCGCCGUCCCCACCGGUAACCUCUCCUCCGGCGGCGCCGCCGGUGGCCCAGUCCUCGCCAGGGACACCUACACCUCCGCCGCGGCCACCCGCGGCACGUGUCGAGACGCCGGCGUACCACCCGCCGCUCCUUCACCGCAACUCACGGCACGUCCACCCGAUGGUGACGUGGCACGCGGCUGGUACCCUGCCGCCUCGGGUCCUGGCGGCCACGCCCGGGGACUCGCAGGUUUCUCCGGUACCCUCCUCCGUCCGCACCGCCCUGCUGGACCCCCACUGGCGUCGGGCGAUGGAGGAGGAGUACGCGGCACUCGUCGCCAACCAGACGUGGGAUCUGGUUCCCUGUCCGCCCGGCGCCAACGUCGUCACCGGCAAGUGGAUCUGGACGCACAAGCGGCGGGCCGAUGGUACCCUAGAGCGGUACAAGGCUCGCUGGGUUCUUCGGGGCUUCACUCAGCGCCCCGGAGUCGACUACGAUGAGACCUUCAGCCCGGUUGUGAAGCCGGCCACCGUCCGCACGGUACUCUCAUUGGCCCUUGCUCGCUCCUGGCCAGUCCACCAGCUCGACGUCAAGAACGCCUUCCUGCACGACACCCUCCCCGAGACCGUCUACUGCUGUCAGCCGGCGGGGUUCGUGGACUCCUCUCGCCCUGACAUGGUCUGCCGGCUCAACAGGUCCCUCUACGGUCUCAAGCAGGCCCCCCGGGCGUGGCACUCCAGACUGGCUACGUUCUUGGUGACACUGGGCUUCGUGGAGGCUAAGUCAGACACGUCUCUGUUCGACCACCAUCAUGGAGCAGAGACUGCCUACUUGCUUCUCUACGUGGAUGACAUCGUCCUCACCGCCUCCAGUCUGUCACUUCUUCGCCGCCUCAUCGACGCGCUUCAGCGGGAGUUUCUGGUCAAGGAUCUGGGUGUGCUUCACCAUUUCCUGGGGGUCACUGCUGAGCCUCGCCCCUCAGGACUCCUUCACCAGCGACAGUACACUCUUGACAUUCUGGAGCGCGCCAAGAUGAUUGACUGCAAGCCCUGCUCCACCCCAGUCGACACGCAGGCGAAGCUCUCUGAGGCCGAGGGUGACCCAGUCGAGGACCCCACUGGGUACAGGAGUCUUGCCGGUGCCCUUCAGUACCUCACCUUUACCAGGCCGGACAUCUCCUACGCUGUGCAGCAGGUCUGUCUCCAUAUGCACGACCCCCGGGAGCCCCACCUCGCGGCUCUUAAGCGCCUCCUCCGCUACCUCCGGGGCACCAUCGACUACGGGCUUCUGCUUCACCGGUCCACCGCCUCCGAGCUGGUCGUGUACACCGACGCUGACUGGGCCGGGUGCCCGGACACUCGGCGCUCCACCUCCGGCUAAGCCGUCUUCUUAGGCGGCAACCUGGUGUCCUGGUCGUCGAAGCGCCAACCGGUCGUCUCCCGCUCGAGCGCCGAGGCGGAGUACCGUGCCGUGGCCAACGGCGUGGCGGAGGCUGCGUGGCUCUGAAAGCUCCUCGCUGAGCUCCACAGUCCCCUCUCCAGGAGCACGUUGGUCUACUGCGACAACGUCAGCGUCGUCUACCUCUCCACCAACCCGGUGCAGCACCAGCGGACCAAGCAUGUGGAGAUCGAUCUUCACUUCGUUCGAGAUCGCGUCGCCGUCGGCGAUGUUCGGGUACUCCACGUGCCGACCACCUCCCAGUUUGCCGACAUCUUCACCAAGGGACUUCCGUCCUCGACCUUCGCCGAGUUUCGCUCGAGCCUCAACAUCAGUAGUGGCUAGUUGAGUCUGAGGGGGGAUCCUAUGCUGUGACGGAAGUUCGGACUGCGGGGGGGGGGGGGGGGGGAGGUGUUAGAGUAUAUGGGGCCCAUGAGGCCCAUGUAUGAAUAUGGUAUAGCCACCCUCUAGGGUUGGCCCAAUAAGCAACUUCACUCUCUCCAACAGAGGCCUCUGGUUCUGCUAACAUAUUAAGUUGCAUGUACCAACGAGUUCAACCCAAAAGAUUAAACUGAUGAAGAGAUGUGGGCAAUUCACUUGUAUUUUAACACUCUUCUCAAAUCGAGGUUCUCUCACGCUUCAGACGUGGAAUAGGAGCGAGCAAUAAUUAUUUUAUUUAAUUGUGCUAACCAGUAUUUGAACUCAAGACCUCUGGUUUUGGUACCAUAUUAAGUUACACGCAUCGACCAGUUCAAUGCAAAAUAUUAAGUUGAUGGAGAGAGGUUCACUUGUAUUCUAACACUCGUCACGUCGAGGCUCUCUUAGGCAGCCCCGGUCCUAUGAUUUUGAGGGCCCCGGGCGAACUGAUCGUGGUGGGCCCUCUAGACUAUAAAAAAAUUCUAUAUUAUGCAGCAGAGCAUAUUAAUAUUUCGUAAAUAAAAGAUGAUGUGUAUUGAAAUUAUUUUAAAAAAUAUAUAAGAAGCUAGGUAAUAUACAUCGAUACAGAUUAGCGCUUCGCAGUUUGAAAAAUAAGAACGACGAUCGCUGAAUAACCUAAAUUCUGAUUGCUCGACCGUGCGUGUCUGGAGGCUAGCGCAGUGGUUCCCAGCUCCCUGGAAUUCUGGAGGGUUGGAUUGGCGAGAUGGCGAACGACGAUCGCGUGGAGCGUGUGGUCUCAUAGACGCUCGGGGACGUGAGCGUGACGACUGACAACUGGGCAGUGGGCAACGGUGCCACGUGGUCCGUGUGCGCCCGGGCGUCCGUGUGCCCAGCCCUCCUACCUUGUUGGCUACCUAUACUAUUUUAAUACUAGCAUAUAACCCGUGCUAACGCUACGUUCCUGGGAAGAGGAGAGGGGUGGACGAUGACGGUGGUGGCGCGAGGAGAGGGAUUGAUGGCGGUGGGGACGCGAGGAGGGGAGGGCUAAAGGAUGAUCAAAUAAUAUUGUUUAUUAGAUUUGAGUGAGCAAAAAAGAUGAUGUUAUUCAACGAUCUGAACCGUUGAUUUUGAUGGUAUGUUAAAUAUGGGUGCAAUUUGUUUUAUGGACUUCGUAAAUAUUAUAGGUGUGUAGGUUAUUUGGUUAGAUGUGUUUUGUAAAGUGUAAACUGGUGUAUUAUAUGGUGUUAUAGAUACUAAAUAUUGGUCCCCUAAUAGUUUUGGGCCCCGGCCGUCGCCUCCGUCGCAUAGGCUCAGGGCCGGCCCUGCUCUUAGUCCUCGGGCGUGAAAUAGGAGCAGCAUGUCAGGGAGGCACUGUUCACCCGAUUACUGUAGAGCGUGAACAAUACCGAGAUUAGAUCAGAUUAGAUUAGUUGGUUUGUUAGGCAAAAAGAUAAUGAUUAGAUCAUAUUAGUUAGGGAAGAGAUAAGGAUUAGAUCAAAUUUGGUUGAUAAGGAUUGGAUCAGAUUAGUUAGAGAAGAGAUAAAGAUUAGAUCAGAUUUGUUUAGUUGGAAAGAGAUAAGUCAGUUGUCUCUAUAAAAGGAACACUAUUGUAUCAGUUAAGGGUAAGGAAGAAUUAGAAGUACGCCUUCUUCUUGCCUGGCCGUGGGUAGAGGCUCUCGUCCGACGUUCCUACAACUACAACUCCCUCUCCAAUUCCUCAAUCCCAUUGUAGUCCAUAACAGAGCAAUAAUUAUUUUAUUUAAUUGUGUUAACCAGGAUUCGAGACCUCUAGAUCUGGUAUCAUAUUAAAUUGUAUGCACCAACUAGUUCAACCAAAAAACGUAAGAUGAUGGAGAGAGUUGAGCAAUUCACUUAUUCUAACACAUAUAUGAUAUAUGAGCCAUCCCACUAUUAUGAUUGUUUAUAUGGGUUUGUGUAGUGACCCCAAGAGUAGCUCAGGACUGCAGUUGAAAGCUGAUGUAUGGGCUCAUGUAUCUAACACUAUCUGUUCUGUUCAGACAAUAUAUGUUUCAGUACCUGUCAUUUAUAUUCAUGUUACUGAUAGAACCAUGAUAUAUACUGGGUAGAUCCCUGGCUAACCAAACAAAUGGUGGAGACAUGGAUUAGUGCUUAUGGGAAAAUCAUCCCCAACAGGGAUUGAAGUGACAGCCAGGGAUCCACUCAUCCCCUGGGUGGAAAAAUUCAGGUUGUGGAUUGGAUUGCUAGCUACCGAACAAGCCCUCAGCGUGCUAAUUUCAAUGGAAUCUUGGUAGACACCACUGAACUUCUUGGUUUCCAAUUAAGUUCGAGCAUAGAGAUCGUCUUCUCUCACACUGAGUUGCCAGUUUAUUCCGAAGGUCCUUCAAGCUAAGUUCUGAUGAUGGCUAAGGCCAAUGGAGCAGUCCAUGCAUCCACGAAGGAACCCUUGUUUUCUUUUGGUGUCAUAGCUGAUGUUCAGUAUGCUGAUAUCCCAGAUGGUCGCUCAUUCCUCGGUGUCCCAAGAUACUACCGCCAUAGCAUCACUGUCCUCCAAAGGGCCGUCAACAGGUGGAACGAACAAGGCAACAUCAAGUUCUCAAUCAAUUUUGGUGACAUUAUUGAUGGCUACUGCCCAAAGGACAAAUCAUUGUGGGCGGUGCAGAAGGUCCUUGAUGAAUUUGACAAGUUUGAUGGCCCGACAUAUCACAUGAUUGGCAACCACUGCCUGUAUAACCUUCCGCGCAGCCAGCUGGUGUCUCUGCUUAAGAUUGCAACAGAUUCUGAUCGUGCCUAUUAUGACUUCUCGCCAUGCCCUGGGUUCAGAAUCGUUGUUCUGGAUGCUUAUGACUUCAGUUGCCUUGGCUGGCCCCAUGAUCACCCUGUGACUAUAGCAGCAAUGAAGCUCCUGGAUGAGAAGAAUCCAAACACUGAUAAGAACAGCCCUGAUGGUCUGGUUGGUGUUGAUAGGCGGUUCGUGAAGUUCAAUGGUGCAGUUGGCAAGGAGCAGGUGUCCUGGCUCAAUGAUGUCCUCCAGGACGCAUCGACGCAACAUCAAAAUGUCAUCAUAUGCAGCCAUCUCCCAAUGGAUCCCGGGGCGUCUUCCCCAGCAGCUCUGAUGUGGAACUACGAUGAGGUGAUGGCUAUUGUUCACCAGUACAACUGUGUCAAGGCCUGCUUUGCCGGUCAUGACCACAAGGGUGGCCACUCUGUGGACUCACACGGUGUGCACCACCGCACCCUUGAGGCUGCCUUGGAGUGUCCUCCUGGUACCAGCGCUUUUGGUCACGUCGAAGUGUAUCCUAACAGGCUGCUGCUUGUAGGUUUUGACAGAAUGGCUGAUACAGAGGUCCGUUUUUGAGCCAUUAAGCGGCUUUAAUUCGUACCGACUUCUACUACUUCUAUAAUGUUUUUGUCUAUAUAGAUUACAGCUGCAGCAGUCCAAACGCUGGCUUUAAUCCGAUGCUUACACAAAUUCAUGUGACUUCAUUGCCUGCCGCAUAAUUCCAUUGAAACUGGAUUAUUGCAAUAAUGAAAUGAAUUCCUUACGGUA